UUGAAAUGUGAUUUAAUGGCUUUUGUCUUUGUACUGCUGCAGAAUAUUAUUCACUCCACAUUUAAAUGAUUAAAAGUGUUUUAGUGAAGCUUCAUCAAACCAACAUCAAGUGAUUUUAAUCUGUGAAAAACUCUGUUCUUCAGGUGUGUCUGGUGAUGAUGAAGUGAAGUCAGUGUCUGUUCGGUCUGGAAAUUUCGUCACUCUAAAAUCUGGUCUUACCGAAAUGAAGGAUGAUGAUGUGAUCCAGUGGAGGUUUGGAAAUGAAAACUCUUUAAUAGCUGAAAUCAAUAAACGGGCCGACAGAAUCGCUGUAUAUGAUGAUGUUCCUGAUGGGAGAUUCUGGAACAGACUGAAGCUGGACAAACAAACUGGAUCUCUGACCAUCACAAACAUCAGAACUGAACUCUCUGGACUUUAUAAACUACAGAUCAACAGUGUGAUCAAGAGUUUCAGUCUCACUGUCAUUGGAUUAUUAAGUUUUACACGUCCACGGAAGUCAGUGUCAGUGAAGGAGGGAGAUUCAGUCAUUUUCAGAAUUGAUUUUCUUAAAAUUCUGGAUAAUGAUGUGAUUCAGUGGAGGUUUAAAAACACUUUAAUAGCUGAAAUCAAUAAACGGGCCGACAGAAUCACUGUAAAUGAUGAUGUUCUUGAUGGGAGAUUCAGAGACAGACUGAAGCUGGACAAUCAAACUGGAUCUCUGACCAUCACAAACACCAGAACUGAACAUGCUGGAGUUUAUCUACUACAGAUCCACCAUACGAGGGUUGAUUUCUAUCUCACUGUCUAUAAUGAAGUAUCAGUGAAGAAGGGAGAUUCAGUCACUCUAAACUCUGGUCUCACUGAAAUGAAGGAUGAUGAUGUGAUUCAGUGGAGGUUUGGAUAUAAUAACACUUUAAUAGCUGAAAUCAAUAAACGGUUCAACAGCUUCACUGUAUAUGAUGAUGUUCUUGAUGGGAGAUUCAGAGACAGACUGAAGCUGAACAAUCAAACUGGAUCUCUGACCAUCACAAACAUCACAACUGAACAUGGUGGAGUUUAUGAACUGCAGAUCAACAGUGUGAGAAAGAGAUUUCUUCUCACUGUUUAUUGUGAGUUAAAUAUUGGUUUAAUUUAUUUUAUUUAUUGCAGCAUUGAAGUAAAUCUAAAGAAGUAUCAAAUUACUUUUAAUGACUAAUUAACUUUUUUUCAGGUUUCUAUAUCAGAUUGUUUUUAAAUGUUCUACUUUUGAUCAUCUUGGUUCCUCUCGA
Molecule: messenger RNA, 1247 nt
Organism: Ctenopharyngodon idella (grass carp)
Lineage: Eukaryota; Metazoa; Chordata; Actinopteri; Cypriniformes; Xenocyprididae
Exons: 3
Coding region: 224-1174 (316 amino acids)
Source: RefSeq, a predicted model, not a curated record